UUUGCUUAAGGAGCCAGUAGCACCACCGCACCACCAACCCAAACCCAAUCCAGUCCAAUCCAGUUCCAGUCCCAAGCCCAAACCCAAUCCACAAUCCACAUCAUGAAGCUGUUCGUUUGCAUAGCACUUGCUCUGCUGGCCAUUGCCGCACCCGCCCAGGCGCUGCUGGGCGCCAAGUUGGCGCUUCUCAAGGCCAUUGGAGGCGGCCUCGGUGGCGGCAGCUCUGGCGGCGGUGGCUACGGCGGCGGUGGCUACGGCGGCGGUGGCUACGGCGGCGGUGGCUACGGCAGCGGUGGAUAUUCCGGCGGAUACAAUCAGGGCUACUACAGCCAGCCCAGUCGUCCCGUUUACAAUUCUGGAUACGGCUCGAGCGGCGCUUCCAGCAGCGCUUCAUCCAACAGCUACGGAGGUGGCUACGGAGGCGGCUAUGGAGGCGGCUAUGGAGGCGGCUACGGAGGCGGCUAUGGCGGCGAGCAGGUGGUGAAGAUCAUCAAGGUGGUAGAGCAGCCAUCGUACUCCUCCUACGGACGUAGCUCGGGCUAUGGCGGCAACUAUGGCGGCAACUAUGGCGGCAACUAUGGCGGCUACAGCCAGGGCUACUCCAGCGCCAGCUCCAGUGCCAGUGCCUCCAGCUCGGCUCAGGCCCUGCCUGCUGUCAGCUACUCUGCACCAGCUCCCGCUGUGACCUACUCGGCUCCAGCUCCCGCUGUGACCUACUCCGCUCCUGCACCCGCUGUGACCUACUCCGCGCCAGCACCCUCCGUGACCUACUCCGCGCCAGCUCCCUCUGUGACUUAUUCCGCUCCAGCUCCCUCUGUGACCUACUCGGCUCCACGUGCGCCUGCUGUCACUUACGCCGCACCUGCACCCGCUCCAGUUACCUACUCGGUGCCCGCUCCCCAGCCCGUGGUGCGAUAUCAAGCCGCUCCUGCUCCAGUUCAAGUCACGUACUCCGCCCCGGCACCUGUGGCCAUCUCUCGCCCCGUCAGCUACGCUCCAGCUCCAGCUCCAGCACCCGUCAGCUAUGCUCCAGUUGCACAGAGCCAACAGAUUGUGAAGACCAUCAAGGUGAUUGUCGAUGAGGAUCAGUCCGGACGCGUGCCAGCGCCAGUCUAUGGAGCACCAGCACCAGUGGCCAGCAGCUACUCGAGCGCAUCCUCCAGUGCUUCUGCGGCUGACUACAACGACUACAAUGGUGGCUACAACGGAGGCUACAACGGUGGCUACAAUGGAGGCUACAACGGAGGCUACAACGGUGGCUACAGCGGUGGCUACAACGGUGGCUCCUCCGCUGGUGGCUUCAACGGUGGCUGGAAGCGUGGUGGCAUCUUGGAGAAGCUGGUCGGCUGCUAAGCGAAAGGCAUCCACGACCCAAUCCCAAUCGCACUCAACCUAAACCCUACCUAACCUUACUCAACUGUGUAUCUAUUUUUUUUUCCUAGUUCUAAAUCGAAUAAUUACGAGUAUAUUUUUGUUGUAUGCAUAAUUUCGAGCCGAUCGCUGUGUACAUAAAAUAAAUCAACAAGUCAACCCC
Drosophila subobscura is the source of this 1534-nucleotide messenger RNA. Its product is annotated as glycine, alanine and asparagine-rich protein. Gene Ontology annotation, molecular function: transcription coactivator activity. Lineage: Eukaryota; Metazoa; Arthropoda; Insecta; Diptera; Drosophilidae. Gene Ontology annotation, biological process: positive regulation of transcription by RNA polymerase II. The record is from RefSeq and is a predicted model, not a curated record. The coding region runs from base 103 to 1353 and encodes 416 amino acids. Gene Ontology annotation, cellular component: RNA polymerase II transcription regulator complex. The transcript has a single exon.